Messenger RNA from Ricinus communis (castor bean), 2470 nucleotides. RefSeq names its product protein kinase and PP2C-like domain-containing protein. Gene Ontology annotation, biological process: protein phosphorylation. NCBI's taxonomy places the organism in Eukaryota, Viridiplantae, Streptophyta, Magnoliopsida, Malpighiales, Euphorbiaceae. The record is from RefSeq and is a predicted model, not a curated record. Gene Ontology annotation, molecular function: protein kinase activity; ATP binding. The coding region runs from base 239 to 2212 and encodes 657 amino acids. The transcript has 13 exons.
CCCAUAAGAAUGCCGGAUCUAAGAACGCCAACCUAUAAUUUUUUCCUUUUUUUUUUGUUUUCUUUUUAACUUCACAUAAGUGUUUAUUCCUAAGGUUAGCUAGGAAAUAACAUCUCGAAAUGAAGAAGAGAAAGGAAACUUCCUCCACAGGAAAAAAGGAAAAAACAAAAUAAACAGAUUACCUUGCUUCUAAAAGAAACAAUACAGUUGAGAAAUAUUGAGAGAGAAGGAAAAGAAAAUGGGAGUGGAGAUCAUGGAGCCAAACACAUGCAUAAGGGGAUGCUGCAGCAGCAAUUCAAUCCCUCUUCACCUCCCUCCUUCUUGUUACACUCUCCUCUCCCCAAUUGCCAGAGGGGGAGAGAGUGUUGUAUAUGAAGGAAUUCUUGAUGGGAGAAGAGUUGCUGUAAAGAAACCAAUCUUGUCUACUUCUGAGGAUAUUGAUAAGUUCCAUAAGGAGCUCCAACUCUUAUGCACACUAGACCAUCCAGGAAUAGCUAGGCUGGCUGCGGCUCAUGCAAAGCCUCCGAAUUACAUGUUCUUCUUCGAACUCUAUGAAUCUGGCAAUCUUGCAGGGAAAUUACAUGUGGAAGAAUGGAGUCCAAGUAUUGAUCAGGUGCUCAGGAUCUCUAUUCAACUGGCAAAGGCUUUGCAGUAUCUGCAUAACCAAGGAAUUGUGCAUAGGGAUGUGAAACCAGCAAAUGUUCUUCUUGACAGAAACCUCUGUGCACAUCUAGCAGACUUUGGUUUAGCGGAAUACAGGAAGAAUCUUAAAGGAGUUUCCAUGGAGAAUUGGAGAUCAUCAGGCAAGCCUACUGGUGGUUUCCACAAAAAGAAUAUGGUUGGCACACUCAUUUAUAUGGCACCUGAAAUUUUGAAAAAGGAGAUACAUACUGAGAAAUCAGAUGUCUACAGUUUUGGGAUAUCCAUCAAUGAGCUUCUUACCGGUGUUGUCCCAUAUACGGAUCUUCGUGCAGAAGCUCAGGCACAUACUGUACUGGAGAUGAACUAUACAGAGCAGCAACUUACUGCAGCAGUGGUGUCUGGUAACUUGCGACCUGCUCUCGCUGGUCCUGAAUCAGGGGCAUCAGCAAGCAUGCUCUCAUUAAUACAGAGGUGUUGGGAUGAAAAUCCUCAAAUCAGACCUUCUUUUGAUAAUAUCGUUUUGGAACUCAGUACAGUCUUGGAACACAAACUGAAAACAAUGGGAGAAAAUCAGGCUGGAGGUGAAUCUACAAUCUUACAAGAUCAGCUCAGUGAUGGUGCCAAUAAGGUUCAAAUAUUCCGUGAGAGCAUUAACUGGUCCACGCAGGGAGAAGAACUAUCAAAGAAAGUUUCUUUAGCAGUUAAUCUGGGUUUGAGAAAUUGGCUUGAUUCGUCAAAUGAUCCCCUGGCUUAUCAUCCAGUACUUUCUUGGGGAUCCUUUGCUACAUGCGGGAAAAGGGAAACUAUGGAGGAUAGGCACUUCCUUAUGCCCCACAUGUGUGAUGAAAAGGAUAUCCAUGUUUUUGGCAUCUUUGAUGGUCAUAGAGGUGCAGCAGCUGCUGAGUUUUCAGCUCAAGCUAUGCCAGGAUUUCUGCGAAGUUUAGCUUUUGUAACAAGUCCCAAGAGUGCAUUAUUUGAAGUAUUCAUUAGUACAGAUCUUGCAUUUCGAAAUGAACUGGAUUCUCAUCGUAAAUCAAGGGUUAUUCAGAAAGACUGGCAUCCUGGUUGCACUGCUAUUGCUGCAUUAAUAGUUCGAGACAAACUUUUUAUUGCCAAUGCUGGCGAUUGCAGGUCAAUUUUAUGUAGAUCUGGCCGUGCCUUUUCUCUGAGUAAGGAUCACAUUGCAAGCUGUCUUGAGGAGAGGGAGCGUGUUGUUAGCGCAGGGGGACUAGUGAAAUGGCAAGUCGAUACUUGGAGGGUUGGUCCUGCUGCACUCCAGGUCACUCGCUCCAUUGGUGAUGAUGAUCUGAAGCCUGCUGUUACUGCAGAACCUGAGAUAACUGAAACUACUCUGUCAUCAGAGGAUGAAUUUUUGGUGAUGGCUAGCGAUGGACUGUGGGAUGUUGUGAGCAAUGAAGAGGUAGUAGACAUAAUCAGGGACACUGUGAAAGAACCUGGAAUGUGCUCCAAGAGAUUGGCAACAGAAGCUGCAGAGAGAGGCAGCAAAGAUAACAUCACAGUCAUUGUUGUCUUCUUACGCCCUGUGUCUACGGCGGAGAGAAUUUACUAGAUCAAGAGCUCAUGCAAGUAAGUCAUUAUGAAUUGUAGAUUUAUGGGGAGUCUGAAACUUUCAGUAUGAUAUGGAAAACUGUGCCAUUGAUUCACUCAUUCUUCAGUAAUUCAUGUAAUCUUCAUCUAAUUAUUUCCAUGAUUAUUGGUUUUAUGCAUUCAUACUUCACACUUGAAUGCCCUUCUGUAAUAUUAUAUUUCAGAUUCUAUACUUGAAGAAUUUUCAAGUAGAUAUUAGUAAAUUUGUAAUUGUCAUUCA